This is a messenger RNA of Nicotiana tabacum (common tobacco), 1505 nucleotides long. RefSeq names its product zinc finger protein ZAT3-like. The record is from RefSeq and is a predicted model, not a curated record. Lineage: Eukaryota; Viridiplantae; Streptophyta; Magnoliopsida; Solanales; Solanaceae.
CUUACAGCACCCAAACACCAAUUAAACCCUUCUCUUAUCUUUUAACUGUAAACAUUUACACAAGUAAAACUACUAGUGUCCUUCUCCUUUUCUUGAAAAUCAAAGAAAUAUGGACAACCAAAACACCUAUUGCACUACUAUUUCAGAUUUUAUUCAACCCCCCCUUGUUCUACAGAGUCACGUAAUUGGCGAUGAUCAAACACAUGAAGAAGAAGCAUCAAGGAGAUUCACCAUGUUUGAGACAAAUGCCAGGUACAAACCUCAAAAUCCCAGAAAGAAAAGAAGCAAAUUGUUAAGAAUCAAUGAUAACUCCUUUAGAAUCAGUAGUACUAAUCCUAGUACUUCGGGUGUUAUUACUAAGCCUAAAUGUGCCAAGAAACCACCAGACCCUAAUGCCCCCAAAAUUACUAGGCCUUGUACUGAAUGUGGCAAGAAAUUUUGGUCAUGGAAAGCCCUUUUUGGUCACAUGCGUUGUCACCCUGAACGCCAAUGGCGUGGUAUUAACCCUCCUCCCAAUUUAAAACGACCAAUUCAUUCUUCAUUUCCCCAACAAUCCCCCAAUUAUUCCCUUUUACUAACUGACGAGGAUCAUGAAAUUGCCGACUGCUUAUUACUAUUGUCUAAUGGACAGCCUCGUACUCCUUGUAAUGUGUUGUUGGAAAAUGACAACGUUGUUAGGGACGUUGAUCACAUGGUUAUAGAUGGAGAAAAGGGUGUAAUUGAAUCUGGGACAUUUUCUUCUGGAGAGAAUAAUAAUUGUUGUAAAUUUGAGUGCACAAGUUGCAAGAAGGUAUUUGGUUCACACCAGGCAUUAGGGGGACAUAGGGCAACUCACAAGAAUGUCAAGGGUUGUUCUGCAAAUACAAGAAAUUAUGGGGAAUGUAGCCAGCAAUUAGAAGAGGGCAAUAUAGGAAUUAUGUGCAGUGAUAGUGAAGAUACAAUUAGCAAUGAUAACAAGAGGUUGAUGGUAUUGGGACAUAAGUGUAGUAUAUGUUUGAGAGUUUUUUCAAGUGGACAAGCUUUGGGAGGACACAAAAGGUGUCAUGGGGAAAAACUCGGGGACGAAAUAACAGCAGCAACAACAACAACAAUAUCAGCCGUAGAAUCAGACUUAACGCGAGCUGUCAUUGUCAAUCCGAAGGUGCAGGAAAAUAAUGUUGCUAAUUUGGAUCUCAAUUUUCCUCCUGUUACAAUCUCAGGAGAUGAUCAAGAUGAUUCUUCAGCUUCUUAUUCAUCUAUUUCAGGAUUGGAAUUGGACUUGAGGUUGGGACUUUAGUAGGAAUUUGUUAUGAAGAAAUGUACAAAGGUUCUUGUGACGUGUACUGAUAUUAGUGUUAUAACCUAUAUUGGCUAGGAAUAUUAGCUAAGGUUUCUAUCAUAUCAGUGAUGUAGCAUAUAUAGGAGUUUGACUAACUUUUGAAGGUUUUGUUCCUUCUAAUGGUUCCAAAAUUAGGAGUUAGAAUUUCUGUUGUGAUUAAUUUGGGGCUCCUUAAUGACACUGAUAU